Messenger RNA from Python bivittatus (Burmese python), 981 nucleotides. The record is from RefSeq and is a predicted model, not a curated record. Lineage: Eukaryota; Metazoa; Chordata; Lepidosauria; Squamata; Pythonidae.
CUCUGGCCAUUUCUCUUCAGCUUUGGUUUGGCCCCAGCUGCGCCUCUGCAAGUCCACACUCCUCUCGCCCCAAACCAGAAUGUGGAGAUCUCUCUUCCCCUCAACACUGUUGGCUCGGUCAUGAAGAUGGAUCCCCUGAAUAACCUCCAGGUGGCCGUGAAAAAUAACAUCGAUGUCUUCUACUUCAGUACUCUGUAUCCCGUGUACAUUCUCUUCGUGGAAGAUGGGAAAAUGGAACGGCAGAUGUUCCUGGCCACGUGGAAGGACAUUCCCAAUGAGAAUGAAGCACAGUUCCAGAUUAAAGACUGUCCGCUUAGCGCAGAUGCCGCGAGCAGCAAGCUGCAGAGUAACAACAUCUUCACCAUUGCAAAGAGGAACGUGGAAGGCCAGGACAUGCUAUAUCAGUCGCUCAAGCUCACCAAUGGCAUCUGGGUCCUGGCUGAGCUGAGAAUCCAGCCCGGGAGUCUUAACUUCACGGAUCUAGAGCUGUCCCUGAAGUGCCGUGCCCCCGAAGUCGCCCAGCACAUUUUCCAAGCCUACGAAACCAUUCUGAAAAACUGAAGCCGCCCGUUCCUCCUUCCCCAGAGCGGUGGAAACAGAUGGGGACCAAGCCGUGGAGAACAGAAGGGGGAAAAAACUUCCAUUCCCCCCCCCCUUCGGGAGAUCGUUUUGGGCAGGGGUCGCACGAAUGGCUGGGAUCCGGGCAGCGGACCCGGCAGGCUUUGCGAGUGGCUGGAACGGAGUCCUCUAUGAAAGCUGAGCAACGAAGCAGCGGUGGGUGGUGAAGGAGACCUGGCUCCAUAUCCUUGUGCGUGCGUGUGUGUGUGUGUGUACAAAGGCCUGCCGUGUUUCCCUGCUGAGGGCACCCGUGUCCUUGGUGUGUUGACAUCGCAGGCUGCACGGGUCCCCUGCGUCUUUCAGCGCCUCCUCGCGGUCUUGCUAUUCUCCCUCCCAAAUAAAGAAAUCCGUGGCCCACCUCCA